AUGACCCCAUAUAAUGCAGACACCACCGCCACCCAGCUGGUCAACGACUACGCCAGCCUCAUCAAGGACAAAGUCGUCCUAACAACCGGCGUCUCUCCCAACUCACUAGGCGGAUUCUUCGUCCAAGCCAUCGCCAAAGCAAAACCAUCAUACCUCAUCCUCGCUGCUCGCAACCCAUCCAAAGCCCAGCAAACAUCUCAAGAAAUCAUCGCUGCAGAACCAGAGGUCAAGAUCCGGACCCUCCAGCUGGAUCUCGGAUCCUUCAAAAGUGUCUGUGAAGCAGCUGAAAAGGUCAAGUCUUGGAACGAUAUACCCAUUAUCGAUGUGCUGGUCAACAAUGCUGGUAUUAUGGCCCCGGAUUACCAAAUCUCAGAGGAUGGCUUUGAAUCCCAGCUGGCAACGAACCACCUCGGUCCAUUCCUAUUUACCAAUUUGAUCAUGAGCAAGGUAUUGGCUUCGCAAAAUCCCCGGGUUGUCAUGGUGAGCAGUGAUGGACAUCGUCUCAAUCCGAUCCGUUUCGAUGACUACAAUUUCGACAGCGGAAAGACGCACAAUAAAUGGUAUGCCUAUGGCCAAUCAAAAACUGCCAACAUGUUGAUGGCCAUCUCGCUAGCUGAGAAGCUGGGAACCAAACACAAUCUCCUCACCUUUAGCCUCCAUCCCGGCGUAAUCUGGACAAACCUAGCUGACCAUUUGGAUAUGGAUACUGGUUUUGAUGGACUGCGUGCCGCUGACAAAACCCUGGGAAAUCGGGAAGGAUGGGGAGAAUUCAAGGCCAAGUCACUAGACCAGGGCGUGGCAACUCAUGUUUAUGCUGCAUUUGAUCCGAGAUUGAAGGCGCACAACGGCUCCUAUCUGAUCGACUGUCGCAUCGGUGAUCCUCUCUCGGACACGAUCAAGCCGUGGGCAACUAGCAGCCUUGAAGCAAAGAAGCUAUGGAACUUGAGUGAGAAGCUUGUUGGUCAGGAAUUUGCUUACUAG
This is a messenger RNA of Aspergillus glaucus CBS 516.65, 981 nucleotides long. Its product is annotated as putative short-chain dehydrogenase. Lineage: Eukaryota; Fungi; Ascomycota; Eurotiomycetes; Eurotiales; Aspergillaceae. The record is from RefSeq and is a predicted model, not a curated record. The transcript has 3 exons. The coding region runs from base 1 to 981 and encodes 326 amino acids.